AUGGCUGUUCCCUCCUGCAGCGGCUCCAGGUUCCGGACCAACCCGCUGCCCCCCCUCUUCCAGCCGGACCCUCCGGAGCCCAGCCCGAGCAGCGGCUGCUCGGCGCCUCCUUCCCCGCGCAGAGAGCGUGUUCUCCGGUUCGAGUCUCCUCUGGUGGCCGGUCAGUUCCAGCCCCGCUCCGCCGGCUCCUCCUUCCUGAUCCGGGACAUCUUGUCGGACCGUCGGUCUCUUUCUGACCCGGGACUUUCUGACCCGGGACUGGAGGCCGAGCCGUGCCGGUCCGGACCGGAUGUAGAUACAAGUUUGAGGAGCUCUUCAGACACGGAGUCCAGAGUGCAGAAGAAGCCUCGUAAAGCUCGGACAGCUUUCAGCGACCAGCAGCUGUCCAGGCUGGAGAGAAGCUUCCAGAAGCAGAAGUACCUGAGCGUCCAGGAGAGGAUGGAGCUCGCUGCGUCUCUGCAGCUCAGCGACACGCAGGUGAAGACCUGGUACCAGAACAGAAGGACCAAGUGGAAGCGUCGGUCGGCUGCUGGUCUGGAGCUGCUGGCUGAAGCCGGCAGGAUGUUCCUGCCCACACACUUCCUGUUCCCACCUGCCCCGCCCACACUGGACCUCUACCUGUACGGAGGCCACACAGCCGCCGCCCUGCUGGUCAACAACAAAUCACACACACACUGACGGCAUCGCACUGCGACAACUGGGAGGACUGGGAGGACUGGGAGGAAUGGAGAGACUGGGAAAACUGGAAGGACAGGUCUUACUGGUAGGACUUGGAUGGCUGAGAAACUGAUAGGGCUGGGAAGACUUAGAUGACUAGAAGAGGUGGAAGGACUAGGAGGAGGUGGAGGAGUCAGAGGACUAGGAGGAGCAGAAGGACGAGGAGGAGGUGGAGGAGUCGGAGGACUAGGAGGAGAUGGAGAUGGAGGAGUCAGAUGACUAGAAGGAGGUGGAAGGAGGAGGUGGAGGAGUCAGAGGACUAGGAGGAGAUGGAGGUGGAGGAGUCAGAGGACUAGAAGGAGGUUGAAGGACGAGGAGAAAUUGGAGGAGUCAGAGGACUAGGAGAAGGUGGAGGAGGUGGAAGGACAAGGAGGACGUGGAGGAGUCGGAGGACUAGGAGGAGGCGGAAGGACUAGGAGGAGUCGGCGGACUAGGAGAUGGAAGGAAUAGAAGGAGGUGGAGGAGUCGGAGGACUAGGAGGAGGUGGAGGAGUCAGGACUAGGAGGAGGUGGAGGGACUAGGAGGAGCUGGAGGAGUCGGAGGACUAGGAGGAGGUGGAGUCAGAGGACUAGGAGGAGAUGGAAGGAAUAGGAGUCGUCGGAGGACUAGGAGAAGAUGGAAGGAAUAGGAGGAGGUGGAGGAGUCGGAGGACUAGGAGGCGGAAGGACUAGGAGGAGUCGGUGGACUAGGAGUCAGAGGACUAGGAGGAGAUGGAAGGAAUAGGAGGAGGUGGAGGAGUCAGGACUAGGAGGAGGUGGAGGGACUAGGAGGAGGUGGAGGAGUCAGAGGACUAGGAGGAGAUGGAAGAUAUAGGAGUCGUCGGAGGACUAGGAGGAGGUGAAGGAGUCAGAGGACUAGGAGGAGAUGGAAGGAAUAGGAGGAGGUGGAGGAGUCAGGACUAGGAGGAGGUGGAGGGACUAGGAGGAGGUGGAGGAGUCAGAGGACUAGGAGGAGAUGGAAGAUAUAGGAGUCGUCGGAGGACUAGGAGGAGGUGGAGGAGUCAGGACUAGGAGGAGGUGGAGGGACUAGGAGGAGGUGGAGGAGUCAGAGGACUAGGAGGAGAUGGAAGAUAUAGGAGUCGUCGGAGGACUAGGAGGAGGUGAAGGAGUCAGGACUAGGAGGAGAUGGAAGGAAUAGGAGGAGGUGGAGGAGUCGGAGGACUGGGAGGUGGAAGGACUAGGAGGUGUAGGACUAGAAGACGACACAGAUUGUGUUGUCGUCGUCUUUAUCACAAACAUCUUUCUAGGUCACUUCCAUAAACACUUUCUUCUGCUUUGUGAUGAUUUUCCCAUGUUGCUCCUUCUGCCCGAUGCUCUCAGUAGUUUGUCUUUCACACUGUGUAUGAAGGUGCUUUAUAAAUAACGUAAAUAUACGACAGGACAUUGAACAACACGUUUUUAAUGUUUUGAUUAAAACUUUCCUCUGAAAACAUUUGAAAUUAAAUCUUUUUUUUACAUUUUCAAUAAAAAUCUGUUACAAUGUUUUGCUCUGUUCUUGUUCUGUUUGACUCUUGAUGUUAAAUCGUGUCUGAAGAUUUGAUGACUGGACAAGUUGUCGUUU
Platichthys flesus (European flounder) is the source of this 2277-nucleotide messenger RNA. RefSeq names its product BarH-like homeobox 1a (gene barhl1a). NCBI's taxonomy places the organism in Eukaryota, Metazoa, Chordata, Actinopteri, Pleuronectiformes, Pleuronectidae. The transcript has 3 exons. Gene Ontology annotation, biological process: regulation of DNA-templated transcription. The record is from RefSeq and is a predicted model, not a curated record. Bases 1 to 678 code for a protein of 225 amino acids. Gene Ontology annotation, molecular function: DNA-binding transcription factor activity, RNA polymerase II-specific; DNA binding.